UGUAAACUCUACAAUCGCAGUGCGGCCGACGAAAAAGGGCACACAUAGACCUCAUGAUGUCACUCACGUGCACCCACACCCACACGCACACCCGCACCCCAGCCCAUCAACAGGUACAUACAUGGCUCACUCAGCCUAUCGUCACUCAUCGAUGUCUGCAUGCCAUGCAUCUAUCUAUGUGCGUACGCCUCCAUCGAUCGCUGCACGCCUCCGCACACACCGGACACUGAAAAAGAGGCGCAGACAGGACAGGCAGGGCUGCCUGUUUCUCUAGGAAAACUGAUAAACACAGGGAACGUCAUGGCAUUCACAGCUCGGAUGUGGUGGUGGUGGUUGUGGCAGUGGUAGUUGUCUUGGCCUCCUCGAGGUUGACGGGGAUGUGCCACUCGCUUUUGGAUGGGUCCUGCGCACGAUGGCACAACGGACAGUGCAGUGAGAGACAUGGAUGGAUCGACGGCAGCCCGCUUCGUCACUGGCUUACCUCGUACACAGGUGUCUUGUGUCGCGAGCAGAGUUCCCUGAACUUCGCCAGCAGCCAGUCGUAGUCACUACGACGGGCACUGUCUGACGUCAGCAGCCGAUUUACCGACUGCAUGUACAGCAACAACAACAACAACGACAUGACAACAUAAGCAAGGCGACGUGGGUUGGGUUUGUUGACGCACCAUCCGAUCGACGAACGUCGGCGCCAGAGUGAGAUGACUCACCUAAGAGCAUAGACACAGAACACACAGAACAGACACAUUGUCAAGGUCGUCAGCUGUGUGUGUGUUUCGUUGAGUCGGUGGUCGCUCUCUCACUUUGGUUGGCUCAUCUUUGUGGAGGUGAACAAAGUACAUCAUGCCCAGGUCGUUCCUGUACUCGUCAUCCGUGGCGUAGUCAUCCAGGAAGUCGCCAGCGCCGUAGAUGAUGGGCCUCGCCUUGUACAACUCGAUCCCCUGAACUGCACACACACCAGACGGGCACACACCCAGACGGAAUGCUCCGCACGGAGCAUCAACACCUGCAGCCUCACUGUGGUGUGACGAAUGUCCAUGCACUAUGUCGACACCGCCCUCGUCGAUCAGCUUGUGGGCGAUCCUGCAACGCAACACGAUGGAUGAACCGAACCAUGUAUGCAUUCUUCGGCGGCUGACAUACAUGGUUUGCUGGUGUGAGGGGUGCCAUCGGUAGUUGGGCCCCCAGUGGAUGGACAGGACCGACAGCACCGUGUGGCCACUCCCACGCUCUCGCUCCAAUUCACGCUUCAGGUCACGCUGAUGCAUAGAGAGAGACACAGACGCAACGCACAGGGCGGCUACGUCCAUGCCAUAGGUGCAUCCAUCCAUCGCCCGACUAACCAUCUUGUGUGCCAGUUGGGUGAUCUGGCGCUCGUUUAUGUCAUCGACAUCCAAGUAGUUGAGGCCCUUCCGAUCCUCCGUGGCCGCCCAUGUGUCGAGGCCCUCUUUGUCUGCCCGACCUGUGCACAAUCCAUCCAUUUACGUGUGCACGGCCGACCCAUCCAGAAUGUGUAUAUGUAUGUGUGUGUAUGUGUGUGCGCGUGUGUCUAUGUGUGUUUACCGGCUCCGUGAUCUGAGAAUGAGAAGACGAGCAACGAGAUGGGGUGGCCCUUCACCGGCACCUCGACGGGCCUGAAGGCCUGCACACAGCGGCAGGGAGACGCAGCCGUCGAAUCAUGCACACGCCUCGGUGUUUGUUGGUCAGAUCAGAGAUGCGCCGUACCUCGUUUGCAUCCUUGCCAACUCCAGCAAAUUUUAUGCCUGCAUCAAUCCAUCCAAUACACAGACAGAAACCAAAGCGGGCAGGGGGCACACUCAAUGAAUGGCCGCGGUGGAAUGGCCCGAUCGGCCCACCUGCCUCCCGCAGUGCCUUCAUCGUUUCCUCCAUGCCCUCAUACUGACACACACGCACGCACGCACGCACACACACACACAUAUCAUGACGACACUCUCUCUCGUGCGUGCCUGUGCGUGUGUGUGUGUGUGUGUGUGAUCCGUGAAUGCAUGAGCACAUACCCCAUAGUCGAGGAUAUGGUUGUUGGCCGACGAUGCGUAGUCGCACCCAAUGACCUUGAGCAAAUCGAUGUUCUGGGGGUGCAUCCGAUAGUGGAACACCUUCGACGGCCAGGGGGCUGACAACGGCAUAAAGAGAGAGAGAGAGAGAGAGAGAGGGGAUGUGUGUCCAUCCAUCCAUCCAUCGGUUGCUCACUGUCGCUUGUGGUGACGGAUGUUUCUAGGUUGAUGAGGCGGGCAUCGGCCUCCUUGAACAGAGGAAGAGUCGUCCCCCACACCUGCCCAAAGUAGGCCGAAACAUGCACCAUUGAUGCGUGUCUUGGCUGUUGGCGGUGUCAGUCGGCGGCUCACCCGCUCGAGCUUGUUGGUGUCACUAAGCCCCCUGACACCCAGCCCAGCCCUCAGAUGAUCACCAAGCGCACUGCACACGGCGCCCGACGAGCAAGAGACAAGGUGAGUGAGUGUGAGAUGCGUCCCACAUCAUCGGUAUGGCUGACUGGAUUGGUGCACUGCGUCCCUCCCUCCCUCCCUCCCUCCCCGCUUACCUGAUGGACCUGCCGUGCUCCACUUCGUUGGGUAUGGGGUGCGGCAGCACCUGGUCAACUGUGUGAUGUGAUGCACAGCAACGACAGCAAGAGGACAACACUCAAUCUCCGUCAGCAGCCACUCACAAGACGAGUGCAGUGCAUCCACAUGGCUUACGCAGCCGGCCUGAACAAGCAUAGCAUGGAGAAGCAAACGAGUGAACGAGUGAACGGAUUGAUGGACACAGACGCGCGUGAACCUUCUCCUCCUGCUGCUGCCAGCACGCCUUCUGCCGCCCUCUCUGCCUGCCUGCCUCACUCACUCACUCACUCACCGGUCAUGCAGUCUCCAACGAGCGCCAGCUGGACCACCUGGUUCCUGUUGGGCAGGUGCAGCUGUGCCGCCUGCAGCGUGCGAUGCGUCGACGCCAUCUCGUUGUCUCGCAACACACGGGAGGGUUGCUGGCCCAUAAUCAGACUCCCAAACCAGGGAGAUAACCUGAAUCAAUCAACAGACAGACGGACACAGACAACAUGACAAGCACAAAAGCGUGAUGAUUCAUGCAUGCGACAGGAAAGGAGACAACGAACCUUUACCACGCGAGUCUCCUUCCUCUGCUGGGUGACCGGUCAGUCGCUGAUGCGGCGAUGAGAGCAGCUGAGCAUACCACGAUGGCCCAGCUUCGCGUGAGCUGCAUGCAUCGACACAAUUCCACAGCACAAUCACCCUACCGAGGACGAGCUGCUUCUGUUUCCUUCAUUGAUUACCAUUUG
Molecule: messenger RNA, 3310 nt
Organism: Vitrella brassicaformis
Lineage: Eukaryota; Vitrellaceae
Source: the annotation of a GenBank genome assembly